Gregarina niphandrodes is the source of this 2175-nucleotide messenger RNA. Its product is annotated as peptidyl-prolyl cis-trans isomerase, cyclophilin-type. Gene Ontology annotation, biological process: protein folding; protein peptidyl-prolyl isomerization. The record is from RefSeq and is a predicted model, not a curated record. The coding region runs from base 1 to 2175 and encodes 724 amino acids. The transcript has 2 exons. Gene Ontology annotation, molecular function: protein binding; peptidyl-prolyl cis-trans isomerase activity. Lineage: Eukaryota; Apicomplexa; Conoidasida; Eugregarinorida; Gregarinidae.
AUGGUCGGGGCAGUCGAAUAUUUAUGCACGCGCAUAAUGGCGUCGAAAAAGGCGAACCUGCUGGUGCUCAGCAAGGAUGACUACCAUCGCGUGAAAUCGUAUGGGCGAUUGGUUCAAGACUUGCCCAAGGCGGCAUUGUAUAAAACGGGGCACAUGUUUAGUAGUAACCUGACUCAUAUGGGAGUUUGUUCUGAAGCAGAGAUGGUCAUAUCAAGUCAUGAUAAUGGUUCUGUAGUAUUUUGGAAGCGGACAGAGGCAGAUAUUGAAUUCGUUAAGGUAGCUGCAGAACAUAGAAUGCCGGUAAAUAACAUGUGUGUCCAUGGUAUUAAUAUGAUUACAAUAGCGGAGAAGUCGAAUCGAAAGGUGCCUGAUCCUAUGUCUAACAUCAGGUCUAAUGCUCAGUCUGUACCCAAUGGGACAUUACCAGGAACAUCUGGUUGUAUUCUGAAAGUUUGGGACAUUUCGAAUUUGGAUUUGUUGUGCAGUAUAUCAUUACCAUUCCGAGUUACGGAAAAUGGAGGCGCUCUAUUAACCAGCGAUUAUAUAUACUUGGCCGAUCGCGAUGUAACCGGUCAGGUGCAUGCUAUUGAGGUAAAAUCGCUAAUGUUGAAUGGCAGCAAACACAAUGGUGUCUCCGAACCCAUCAACCAUACACAUGAUUUAUUAAAGACAAGACAUAGAUAUCCAAUUGUUAGUCUACUUGCCUUUGAUGGGUUUAUCGUAUCUGUUGAUGAGUAUGGUGGAAUAGAAUAUUGGUCCUUUGAUAACAACGGGAUUCGCUCAGUACAUAAGCCGGCUGUCUCUUUUGAAACCAAAUGCGAGACUGAUUUGUAUCACAUAAUGCAACAGAAGUUUACCAAAGUGAAAUACGCCAUUGCUAGUCCGGAUAGAAAAGCCUUUCUCAUCUGUACCGAUCGUAACAGUAUAGUCAGCUACAAUGUCAGAAAAGGCAAGAUCUACGAUGAAUUUAGACUACUCGAUAUCAAAUCCGAUAUCGGAUACCAGGGUCCAGUCUACACCAAAUCCCACGCUGAACCCGAUACUGAAGCAGCCGCUAAGCACAAUUCUGACUCCGGAGGUGGUGCUAUGAAAAAUAAUGGGGGUGCUACUACUAACGGUGCUACUACUAACGGUGCUACUACUAACAGUGCUACUACUAACGGUGGUGACGGUGUCAAUAGCGGCGAUAGCCGUGCUGACGGUAUCAGUGCUGCCAGUGCUACCGUCGACUUGAAACUGAUUUGUACCUUUGACGACACUGGUGAUGUAAUAUUCGUCUAUUGCCCUUCCCUCAUCGGAACCAGUGGAGCAGGAGGGAGAGAACCGGCAGAGCCAUCAGGAGGGAGAGAGGCGCCGGGAGGGGAGCUCUUAGCGCGCUUGUUUAAAAUCCGGCAGACUUUGAAUCAGGUGAAAAUCGGGAGACUAGAGGAGAGUGUGGGAGAUGUGGAGGCUCUGGCCUUCUUUACCAAGUCCAGAGAGCAACGGCUCACGGGAAUUACUUCGGCGAUCAAACCAUGGACGGCGAUUUCCAUUGAGCCCCUCUUAUUGGUGGGUAAGCGGAACAAGGUUUGCGUUUACGGGAAUACUGACGGUAAGGACGGCCGCGAUGUGGCAGAGCCGAUGCUGGUAGCCAGUUCUCGGGGGCAGCAGAAUGUGGAGAAUUCAAAAGUGAAACCAUUGGAUAUUGAGACACUAACACGGGACCCGACUAAGGCUGUUAUCUAUACUACUGCGGGCGACAUCCAUUUAGCCCUUGAGCCUGUUCGUUGUCCAAAAACGGUCGAAAACUUUGCCGUCUUGGGACAGCGCAAAUAUUAUGAUGGAACCGUCUUCCAUCGAGUUAUUCUUGACUUCAUGAUCCAAGGAGGGGACCCAGAGGGUGACGGUACGGGUGGAGAAUCCAUAUGGGGGCCGGGCGGACUACCGGAUGAGUUCCACGAUGAAUUAAAACAUGAGCCCUACGUUGUUUCCAUGGCCAACGCUGGACCCAAUACAGCCGGGUCUCAGUUCUUUAUUACCACCGUUGCGUGCCCCUUCCUGGAUAAUAAACACACUGUUUUCGGCAAGGUUACAAAAGGCGAAGGUAUUGUCAAAGACAUUGAGCGAUCGAGGACAAAUGUUCACGACAAACCUCUUAAAGAUAUAAGAAUCAUCACCAUCAAAGUUUCGCGAUAG